AUGCCUUUAGAAAAACACACUGAUAUUAAGUCUGGAGACCUCCGGGGAGGGCUCCCGCUCCCCCUCGGACCGGGCCCCCUCUCCCUCUGGGGCCCCGCCUCCCCCGUGACUUUCACCCCGCCCCCCACGGUGCAGCUGGGAUCAGACGAUGAGGAACAAGAAGACCCCACUGAUUACUGCAGAGGUGGGUAUUAUCCUGUGAAGAUCGGAGACUUGUUUAACAGCCGGUAUCACGUUGUGAGAAAGUUAGGAUGGGGUCACUUCUCGACUGUGUGGCUGUGUUGGGAUAUACAUCGGAAGAGGUUUGUUGCUCUGAAGGUUGUGAAAAGCGCUCAGCACUACACAGAGACUGCCCUGGAUGAGAUCAAGCUGCUGAAAUGUGUGCGGGACAGCGACCCAGCAGAUCCCAAACGAGAGACGAUCGUUCAGCUCAUCGACGAUUUCAAAAUCUCCGGCGUGAAUGGAGUGCAUGUGUGCAUGGUGCUGGAAGUGUUGGGGCACCAGUUACUCAAGUGGAUCAUCAAGUCAGACUACAUGGGCCUCCCUAUCCCGUGUGUGAAGAGCAUUCUGAGACAGGUUUUGCAGGGCUUGGAUUACCUGCACACAAAGUGUAAGGUCAUCCACACAGACAUCAAGCCAGAGAACAUCCUCAUGUGUGUCGACGACGUUUACAUCCGUAGAAUGGCUGCCGAGGCAACCGUAUGGCAGCAGUCCGGAGCCCCGCCCCCCUCGGGGUCCUCAGUAAGCACCGCCCCUCGCGAGAAACAGACGGGGAAGGUUUCGAAGAACAAGAAGAAAAAGUUGAAGAAGAAAGCGAAACGGCAGGAAAGGCUGCUGGAGGAGAGGCUGCAGGACAUUCAGAGAAUGGAGGAGAUGGGGGCGCCCCGGCCCUGUGCGUGGAGAGAGAGCCUGCUGCUGGAGGAGCAAGAUCCAGGCGAGGAGAGGGAGAAAUACACUGAGUACACCAACUCUCAGUUCCGCAGCCAGCUGGAAAACAGCAAGGUGGACGGCUGCUAUGGCGACGGCGGAGGGGGCUUGGCCUGCAGCCCCCCCAGCACCUCCUCCUCCGGUGUUGGAUUGGAGGGGAGCAAUGGUCACGCCCCCUCGGGGUUCGGUCGCUUCACCAGUCCAGACUCUCAGCUCUCUGGGAUAUCGGGGUCCCUGUUCUCCCCCACCUCGGGAUCGGCGAUAUCGGGGUACUCAACUGAGCAGGACCGGCGGAGGAGCGACCUGUCCCCUAACGCUUUCAGUUCCGCGGACUUCCUGGUGAAUCCCCUGGACCCCCAGAACGCUGAUCAGAUCAAGGUCAAGAUUGCUGACCUGGGCAACGCCUGCUGGGUGCACAAGCACUUCACAGAGGACAUCCAGACCCGACAGUACCGGUCCCUGGAGGUUCUGAUCGGUGCCAGCUAUGGGACGCCAGCGGACAUCUGGAGCACCGCUUGCAUGGCAUUUGAGCUGGCAACGGGCGAUUACCUGUUCGAGCCUCACUCUGGUGAAGAUUACACGAGAGACGAAGAUCACAUCGCGCACAUUAUUGAGCUACUGGGAGAGAUCCCGCCCCAUUGUGCUCUGUCCGGACGCUAUUCCCGGGAAUACUUCAACAGGAAAGGUCAGCUGAGGCACAUCGACUGCCUGAAGCCCUGGGGUCUGUUCGAAGUCCUGCUGGAGAAGUACGAGUGGCCCCUGGAGCAGGCCGCUCAGCUCAGCGACUUCCUGCUCCCCAUGAUGCACUUUGUGCCCGAGAAGCGAGCCACGGCGGCACAGUGUCUGCAACACCCCUGGCUGAACUCCUAAAACCAGCCACGCACCCCCUAACAGCCUGGCUUCGAGCCCCGCCCGUCCCAGCGCACCGCGCCCGUCCCCAGAACACAUUGGAACAUGCCUCUGCUGCAGCCCUUCGUCUGCCCAGGGAUCUCCUUACCAAAAGGAUUUGUCUUCCUCUGAAACGAGAGAACGGUUUUUCGAAUGUUUUUAUACACCCUCCCUCCCUCCCCAGAGCGCUGCACAAGCCUCAACGCAAAAACCAGAGCGCUCUCGUGUCCACGUCGACAAAGCAACACUUCUGCACGUUCGUGGAGGCAACGGGAAUUGACAGUCAGUCGUUCUAGGAGGAAAGGGGGCAACCCUGAUCCGCGAAGAACUUUUACAGAUUCUCAGUGACUUUUUUCAACUUUUAGCUGUUUUAAAAUCAAUUCGAUAACUCCCUCAGCGUAAGGACCCCAGCGCUGGAAUGGUACCUUGGGAAUAAUAAUAAUAAUAAUAAUAAUAAUAAUAAUAAUAAUAAUAAAUAUACUUUUUCAGUGCCUUGAUAAAGAAUUUGGAUUUUGAUUAUUUUCUUUUUAAAUAAAAAAAAAGUGAAUACAUUUUGACUCCUGUUGCAUAGCGGUUUCACUGUGACUUCGAUAGUGAGACACACAGCUCAAGCUGCUAGCAAAACCUGGAGCGGGUGACUCUGCUGUGCAACAGGAGCCCGAUUCCCAUCCCAAAUGUACUCCCUGAACUCAGAACGUCCCGCUAGCUCUUUGACGGUCUAGACCGCCGGGGUGCAGCGCGAGAGGCAAGUUAUUAAUUCAGAAUAAUAUUACUAAUAAUGACAGAACUGUUUGAAUGUACUGUGCUGAAUUAAACUCUUUGAUGAAGUAUUCAUUUUAACCGUG
Molecule: messenger RNA, 2660 nt
Organism: Polyodon spathula (Mississippi paddlefish)
Lineage: Eukaryota; Metazoa; Chordata; Actinopteri; Acipenseriformes; Polyodontidae
Gene: srpk3
Product: SRSF protein kinase 3
Exons: 16
Coding region: 1-1797 (598 amino acids)
Biological process (GO): protein phosphorylation; spliceosomal complex assembly; regulation of mRNA processing
Molecular function (GO): protein kinase activity; ATP binding
Source: RefSeq, a predicted model, not a curated record